This is a messenger RNA of Salvia hispanica, 906 nucleotides long. RefSeq lists its product as uncharacterized. The record is from RefSeq and is a predicted model, not a curated record. Gene Ontology annotation, molecular function: protein binding. NCBI's taxonomy places the organism in Eukaryota, Viridiplantae, Streptophyta, Magnoliopsida, Lamiales, Lamiaceae.
AUGGCUGGAAACCAAACUCCUACGAGGUCGUGCUAUCCGAUGCACCUCCCUCACAAUGUUGCUACGAACAAGGCAGCUCGUUGUCCUCUGAAGUUCAAUGUUAAAACUCCCAAAGGUGUAUGGACUAUAGUUGAAGAUAAGGUACUCGUAGGCACUGCUGGGACUCGCAUGCCUUCCACGGUGAAGCCAUCUAUGCCAUUGGACUCGGGCAAAAGGAAGCCAGAAAUGCCUCUUGAUGGUCGAAGGUGGAAAAAGCAAAAGAUGUCCAUUGAUGAUCAAUGGCAAAGGAACAGAGUUUCUUUUGCUGUAACUAAGAAGCUGGAGGCUAAUGUUCCAGAGAUGUCUAUUGAUGAUCAGAGGUGUAAAAAGCAGAAGAUGGACUUCGAUGUGAAAGUUGAGUGCAAUAAGCUUUUGAAAGAAUUCAUGGAUCGUAGACUGGCAUGGGCGUUCACUAAGCCAGUCGAUCUAAUGAAGACUCCUGGUUACUUCAAGAAGAUUAAGAAUCCAAUGGAUUUAGGAACAAUAAAGCGUAAUCUGGAGAGGAACAUGUACUCUGAUGCAAAGGAAUUUGCUGAUGACAUGGUGCUGACUUUUAGGAAUGCAAUGUUGUAUCACUCUCAUACGGAUGAAGUUUAUCGCAAUGCAAGGCUAUUGAAUUGCAAUUUCAAGAGGAGGUGGGAAAUAUUGGCUAAAAAAAUGAAGUUAGUUGUAGCAAAAAAUCACCAAGUUAUGAAGCCAGCAGCUGCAGCUGGUCUGAUGGAAGCUCCCAAAGCUGAAAAACAUGGCUACUCAAGGCGUGUAUCACUAGAGAAAAAACUGAUGCUCGGAGCAGAGAUUAAGAAUGUAAGUAAGGUUUCUCUACAGUCUACACAUUGUGCUUUCCACUUUCAUCAAUUUGACAUAUAA